Molecule: messenger RNA, 1533 nt
Organism: Tetrahymena thermophila SB210
Lineage: Eukaryota; Ciliophora; Oligohymenophorea; Hymenostomatida; Tetrahymenidae
Product: zinc carboxypeptidase family protein
Exons: 1
Source: RefSeq, a predicted model, not a curated record
AUGGAUGUUAAAUAUAGUGAAUAAAUGCUUAAAUGUCCAAAGCAUCUUGGAUUUAAGCUAGAAUUUAUUCAAGUAAAUAAUUUACCUCAAAAUUAUGAGAAAGAUAUUUUAUAUUGCUGCUGUUGUUAAGAUGAAGAUGAGAGCUACUAGCAAAAAAAUUUUAUACUUAUUCACAAGUUAAUUGAUGAAGGAAACCAAAAAAUAUUGUCUAAGUGGCCUCCUUUGAACAAUGAUAAAAUUCUGCAAAGCUUGAUAAAUGAAUCGAAAGAUUAAGAUAUUUAAUCAUCUCUUAUUUAACAAAUCAACAGCUUUUUUGAUCAAUUAAUUUAAGACUUUCUUUUUUAAGUUGAUCAGUGCAAAAAGAGAAUGAUAAACUACUCUCUAAAGUAAUAUAAAGACAGUUAUAUAUUAGAAAAAUACUAAGAAAUUUCAAAGAUUUUAGAUCUGAGAAAUACUCUUUUAGAAGAUAAAACUGAUGUCCAUCAAAAAUAAGCUAAAUGCAAAUAAAUAAUUAAAUAAAUGAUAGAAGCAAAAGACCAAAAUACUAAAGUUAUUUCUUAACUUUUGAAUUAACACAUUGAUGCUAAAAAUUAAAUCAAUUAUGAUUAUCCUAGCAUCAUUAAAAAAUCAAUACUAAAUUUAGUUGAUUAAAUUAAUUUUUUUUGUCAAUAAGAUUGCAAAUAAUCUAAAAAUCAUGAUUAUUCAGACACAAAGAUUUAAAUAGAGUAAUAAAAUAUUUUUGUUGAUUAAAUCGUCAGCCUCAUUUCUACAAAAUCUAAUUUCUGUUCUGACAAGUUCACUUAAAAGUUUAAAAUUAUUUUGAAUUAAAUACAUCCGUUGUUGGAUUAACUUAAUAAUAUAGAGCUCUUUCAACCAAACAAAAAACCCAUAGAUUUUUAACUAUUGAGAGACUAUGAUUUAGAUAUUAUCAGAAAUUAAGUAUUUGAUCUUGAAAAAAAAUAAUUGAAUUAAUAACCAAUUACCUUUAAUUAGACUAACUUUAAUAACGAUAAAUAAAUUAUUUCCAUAACUAAAAAUUAAAGUAUUUCCAUCAAAGCUACAACUGAUUCAAAUUAUCCAGGUUAAUGCGUAUCUAACAUCAUUUUAGAUAAAGAAUAAAAAUAUAUAUUUAGAUUUAAAAUUUUAUGUAAUGUUGAUAGAACUUAUUUUGAUAUUGGCAUGGUCAGAGAUACUGAGAAAGAUAGAGAUGGUUUUAUAGAUUGCUUAACUUACAGUUUACUCUACUCUAAUGGAUAAGUCUCAAAGAGUCCAUUUAGUUCUCUUUCUAAACCAGUCAAGGGUAAAGAUUUAAUAGUAAAAACAGACUCUUAACAGAUAGAAGUAAGAGUCUCACUCCAAGAUAAAAUAUUUGAAAUCGUAAAUUACCCAAAUUACGAUUGUAAACUUUAAAUUGAUGAUUAUUAUAAAAAGAAUUUAAAUUAUCACAAUUUAAGGCUAUUCAUACAAACAAAAUCUAAGUCUUUAGAAAUUAUCCUAGCAGAUGUAUUUAAUAUAGAUUCUUUCCAAGAAUGA